UUCACACAUGCGCAUCCUCUCGACGGCCGUGGCCACAGUCAUGGCGACGAUGGCGCCAUCGAUGGUUGCCCUUGCUGACGUGGACGUUGGGCUUUCGUUUGGCAUGUCCUGUAGUCAGUACCCGGCGUCGACUUCACGCGGCACGACCCUUCGCUUCGCCCGCACCGUGACAGAUUCAACUGCGUCCUUCAUGGCGUUUGUGUUCCAGAACUUUUCGCUUCCCCCCGGGGACUUUAUCUUGCUCCGUCCUCUGUCAUUGGCCAAUUCAUCAACGAUGCUACCCCCCAUCCGGUUGGACAGCAACACGUAUCACGGGUCGUUCCACGCGCCACCGCUCUCGACCACGUCCGUCUCCAUCGAGUUGUACACCAACCACAGCACCCCCAUCAUUUCCCCCCCUUCGUCCACAGCAAUCGAAUCGACGACCAAUGAUUGCCGGGGGAGCUUUACCGUCGUGGGCUACGACACGCACUUGGAGGGCGGCGGCGAGGAGAGCGUGUGUGGGACUGACGAAUCGUUUGAGGCUGCGUGUUUCAAUGACAUCAACCCCAUCCAUCGGGUCAUGUACCUUCGAAGUGGGGCAAUUGCCCGACUGGUCAUUCAACGCGGGGGGUUUCUCUACGGCUGCACGGGGUGGCUCGUCGGCAGUCAAGGGCACAUGCUCACCAACAACCAUUGCAUCCAAGACGCCACCGACGCUGCAAAUACGCGCGUGGAAUUCCUCGCGCAAACGACGCUCUGCCCAGAUUUUGUCAUGACCAGCGACACUUGCGACCGCCAAAUGGGGUGUCCCGGCGAAAUAUACGCGAGCACCACCAAGUUGUUUGUCACGACCAACGUAGACUUGGACUACACGCUCAUCCGCCUCGAUCCGAGUGUGGUGACGCGAUACGGCACUUUAAAACUGAGAUCAUUCGCCAGCGCUGUGGGCGAGCCAGUGUACUCUGUCACACAUCCGCUGGCGUGGGGGAAGCGCAUGCAGUACAAGAAAAACGGAUCGGUGGCAGUCGUGCAGGCCACGACCGGGUCGGAGCUGCAGUAUUUACUGGACACGCGCAAGAUGUCGUCGGGGUCGCCCAUUCUGUCGCUUCAGGAUCACUCCGUCGUCGCGCUGCACCACGCAGGGCUCGAAAACUGCCCCAAUUUUGGUGUCCGCAGCGAUCUUAUUGUCAACGACUUGCGCGCCAAGAAGCUCCUCCCCGUCAACUCGACCGUGGACUCGUGA
Messenger RNA from Aphanomyces astaci, 1225 nucleotides. RefSeq lists its product as hypothetical. The coding region runs from base 8 to 1225 and encodes 405 amino acids. NCBI's taxonomy places the organism in Eukaryota, Oomycota, Saprolegniomycetes, Saprolegniales, Verrucalvaceae. The transcript has a single exon. The record is from RefSeq and is a predicted model, not a curated record.